AUGUUGGCCAUGUCGACACUGAUGAUGCCGGCCCCGACGAUGGCCCUCGGUGCGCCGCAACUCGCCGUCGGACCGCACCAGAAGCCGCCGGAAGCGAAGCUUCUGGCCAUCCACCCAGCACACACGCAAGCCCAAACGACUCCCCAGCAUCAGUUGCAGCAGCAACAACAGCAACAGCAGCAGCAGCAACAGCAGCAGCAACAGCAACAACAGCACCAGCAGCAACUUCAACAACUGUCCGCUAUCAAGCAAGAGCACUAUCACAUAUUCGUCGGCGAUCUGAGCCCGGAGAUCGAAACGCAAACCCUGAAGGAAGCCUUCGCCCCGUUCGGAGACAUCUCCGAUUGUCGCGUUGUUAGGGAUCCUCAAACAUUAAAAUCGAAAGGAUAUGGAUUUGUUUCGUUCGUUAAGAAAACGGAAGCGGAAAAUGCAAUUGCGGCCAUGAAUGGGCAAUGGCUUGGUUCGAGGAGUAUUCGAACCAAUUGGGCUACUAGGAAACCGCCGGCAAGCAAGAACGAAAUCAACGCCAAGCCGCUUACUUUUGAUGAGGUGUACAAUCAGAGCAGCCCGACGAAUUGCACCGUCUACUGCGGCGGUAUCGGUGGCACACUGGCUGGUGGUUUGAACGAAGACAUACUGCAGAAGACGUUCUCCCCGUUCGGAACCAUACAAGAGAUUCGCGUGUUUAAGGACAAAGGCUACGCAUUCGUAAGGUUCUCUACGAAGGAAGCGGCUACGCAUGCCAUUGUCGCCGUGCACAACUCCGAGAUCAACUCGCAAACGGUGAAAUGCUCAUGGGGCAAGGAAAGUGGCGAUCCGAACAAUGCCCCAACCCUGGCCAGCCAAGCCCUCAGCCAAACCGGGUUUCCGUUCAACACUGCUUACGGACAACAGGUUGCCGGGUAUUGGUAUCCGCCUGCACCGGCAUACCCAGCAACGCCAGCUCCGGCCGCAACUCCUUUACAAGGCCAGUUCCUGCAGGGCAUGCAAGGGUAUACCUACGGUCAGUUCGCUGGCUACCAGCAGGGCUACAUGGGUAUGGGCAUGCAAAUCCCUGGAGCCUGGCCAACAGUGCCGGCCCAAGCGCAGCUACCGACAGCCGCCCAGCAGAUCACGGCCCAAGGCGUUGGCGGGGCGCUGCCUCAGACGGCCGGUGUAGUCGCCUACCCGAUGCAGCAGUUUCAGGUGAGCCCGCCUCAGUUAGCUGAAGACGAAUGGUUAGCGCCUAGUCUUCUAGUGUAGCUUCCCUGAUGGCCAUCACUGUGCGGCUGUGUUUCACAGCGUAAUUAGAGUGCAGAAGAAACGUUUAAAGUUUUAAACAAACGCACGAUAACCAGAGGCGCAGAGUGGAGAGAGGGGCAAUUAGGAGUAGCAUGGGAAUCGUAUAAAAAACUAUACAUGCACAAAGCAUAUGCGGUUUGGUGGGUGGUACAAACUAGUUCCCAAAAAAGUGCAAAUCAGUUGCGUGGCGCACUACCACAAUGAAUUUGAAAUCCACACGAAAUGGGCAUACAUAUUCGCGGAAGGGCAAAAGAAAAACACAAAAAAACAUACAAAAACACUAAGGAAAAAAUAAAAAAAAUAAACAAAAGAAAAAAGUAAAAAGAGAAAUGGAGUAAGGAACCGUGAGCCGAAUUCGAACAAUGUUCGAGCUCGACUAACAUUGUUCGAAAGAAACACUAAACCACUAAUCCAAUUAAACGUCAAUAACUGUGGCACUUGUGUUGUGUGUGUAUGUAUGUGUGUGUGUGUGAAGCUCAGCACAACGCUCCAAAAUGAACAAAAGGACCCGAGAUAGAGAACACUAAAUUUU
Anopheles bellator is the source of this 1813-nucleotide messenger RNA. Its product is annotated as cytotoxic granule associated RNA binding protein TIA1. The transcript is spliced from 8 exons. The record is from RefSeq and is a predicted model, not a curated record. The coding region runs from base 1 to 1242 and encodes 413 amino acids. NCBI's taxonomy places the organism in Eukaryota, Metazoa, Arthropoda, Insecta, Diptera, Culicidae. Gene Ontology annotation, molecular function: RNA binding.